CCUGGAGUCAUGGAGCCGAGGGUCGUCAAGCCCCCAGGUCAAGAUCUCCAAGUGGAACGUCUCAAAAGCCUCUACGGACUCGGGGCCAGCUGCCCGGAAGAGUAUGAUUUUUCAAAUUCUGACCAAGCUAAAAGUAAGAGGAGAUCUCUAACCUACACAGAUGAUGUGGACGUGCACUCAUCUGAAGAUAGCCGUGGCUCAUCAUCCAGAUUUGGCUCCGAUACAGGAAAGCCUUUCUCAACCCCCCGCUGCCGUUCAUUCAAGCCCUUAAAUAUGAAUUGCCUAGAUGAUGAACUGGAUUCUUUUCAUGAGUUGAAGCAACGGGAAGCAGAAGAGUUAUUUGAGAGUAAACAUAGAGUUAAUGCCUCCAAAAUAUCCAACCAGUCCUUUAAGGAAAUAGAUAAAGUUGCCCAACCAAAUAAUGUGACCUUAAAUUCAAGAAGCCGGAAUGAAUUCUGUAGUGACACAAAUGAAUCUCCUUUGAACUGUGUCAAAUAUCCAACAUCUAAAGCAAAAAACAAGCAGAGUAUACUGCCACAGCAUGUCAAUCAGAUAUAUGAUGAAUUAUUACAGAUACAUCAGAAGCUGCAGUAUGAAACUGCAGUGCAACAGGAAUUUGCUGAAGAACUUAAAAAACGAGAACAAUUUUUAGCUGAACGGGAACAACUGCUUCUGAGACAUGAAAUUGCCUUGAGUAAAAUUAAAGGUGUUGAGGAAGAGGUUCACACAAGGUUUCAAAUUAUAAAGGAGCAACAUGAAGCAGAAGUUGAACACUUAACUGAAGUUCUCAAGGAAAAGAUUAAGGAAAGCAAGAGGCUGAAAUCAUCUUUUGAUGCAUUGAAAGAAUUGAAUGAUAGCUUAAAAAAACAGUUAAAUGAAGUAAGUGAAGAAAACAGGAAGAUGGAGAUGCAGGCUAAGAGAGUUCAAGCGCGUUUAGAUAAUUUACAGAGGAAGUAUGAGUUUAUGACAGUACAGAAAUUGAAAGGAAGCUCUCAUUCUUUUCAUGAGAUGAAAAGUUUAAAGCAAGAAAAAAUAACAGUUUCAAAAACUUCCAAGGUACCACUUAAUACACAAGUUUAUGAGCUUUUGACUAUGUUCAUGGACUGGAUUUCAGAUCAUCACCUUAGUAAACUAAAGAGUGAAGACGUGGGGAUGGAGGGAGAAAAGGCGCUGAUCAAACAUACUUCUCAGAGAAAUGAUAUUCAAGAGAAGUGUGUAAAGCUUUUGCCUGUGAUUUCUGAGCAACUACAAUGGAUGCCCUUUGUGAAUGCCAAAUAUCAUGAGCCUUUCGUAAAGUUUAUAUAUUGGUCACUAAGGCAAAUAGAUGCUGGAACACAGAGACCUGGAGAUAAAAAACAUUUCGGACAUUGAAAGAGCAGGAUAAAACUCAAGCCCCAAGUUACAAUACUGAAAGUUUUUAUGGACAAAAUUAACAACUGGUGAUAUGCAGA
Echinops telfairi (small Madagascar hedgehog) is the source of this 1451-nucleotide messenger RNA. It is a transcript of the gene CCDC138, whose product is annotated as coiled-coil domain containing 138. Bases 10 to 1371 code for a protein of 453 amino acids. The transcript is spliced from 12 exons. NCBI's taxonomy places the organism in Eukaryota, Metazoa, Chordata, Mammalia, Afrosoricida, Tenrecidae. The record is from RefSeq and is a predicted model, not a curated record.